Trichoplusia ni (cabbage looper) is the source of this 2318-nucleotide messenger RNA. RefSeq lists its product as uncharacterized. The record is from RefSeq and is a predicted model, not a curated record. Lineage: Eukaryota; Metazoa; Arthropoda; Insecta; Lepidoptera; Noctuidae. The transcript has 2 exons. Bases 231 to 2009 code for a protein of 592 amino acids.
UGCAGCGCCAAAAAAAAUAAAAUUAGAAGGGGAAAAAAUCAUUAAAAUAUUAAACAAAUAAUGGCACUUUAAAACGCCCGCCACCUUGGUGUGACGUCAAAGUCUAUAAUAACAAAAAAUCACGUGACAGACAGUCUGAGUCUGACACUGACAGUAACUUUCUACUACUAUUAAACUGUGCUUUGCAUGUGCUUCGUAACUUAUAUUUUGUUUUUUACGACUAUUUUACAAUGGAUCAACAAAAGAAACCGACUUACAAAUAUUGUAUUGUACCAAAAUGUAAAAAUACUACGAAGAAUGCACCCGAUAAAGUGUUUUUUCUUGUCCCGAGAGGUGCGGUUGUAAGAAAAAACUGGUGUAAAAUCAUGAAAAGGGACAUGGUAUCACCAUCAACUUGUUUAUAUUGUUGUGAAGAUCACUUCAACGUAGAAGAGGAUACAGAAAAUUAUAUGCAGUACAAAGUCAUGACUUUACAAGAAAAUCAGAAAACUACAUUACGAUUAAAGAAAGGUAUUAUUCCUCACCAAUUUCAGUGUCAAAAGGACACUGAGUUGCAGUCACCACCAGAGAGAAAAGGUUUCUUAAAGAGAAAACAUCAAGAAAUAAUUGAAGAUGCUUUAUCUAUGCCUCCCGCUAAACAAACUGUUAGUGCUGUAAAAAUGAGUGAAUCAUCAAAACACAGUUAUAUAGAAGAAGGUGCCAGUAUGCCCUCAUCUCACUUACACACAGAAUAUACUGAAACUGUAAACUUUGACGAACCUUGUUGCAGCACCUCUUUAGCUGAUGUUAAUAAAAAAGUAAUUUAUGUUGACAAGGCUAUUCAGGUCAAUAGGAAAAUACAUUAUUACAGAAGUAAAGGUGUCAAUGUUAAUUUGAGUGCAAUAACUAAGAAUACAGCAAUAUCUCCAUUUCGUAUUUUAUCUAAAACUACCUCAACAUCUCCAUUGAAAAUAGCGCAAACUUCUGGAAUUAAAAGGAAAUUAUUUCAAACUGACCCUGCUGAUAUUGCAUCAGUCUCUUCAGCUCAACCUUCAUCAGCAUUAUCAUCAUCUUUUGAACCAGAAAUGAGUUCAGAAUCGAGCUGGUCUAUAGAUGAUGAUUCAGAAAAUGAGACACAAUUUAAAAGUCAAAUGCGUAGUUGCAUAUUACUAGCAAUAGAAAAGGAGCCUAAAAUGUUGCUAGGUGUACCAAAAAAAUCAUACUAUAUAAUAAAAUUGUUAAGUGAAAACCUUCCACUUCCCACUGUAGACAUUUUAAUUACAUUAAAAAAAAUAAAACUUAAUGAGUCUUUCAGUAUAUUAGCCUUACAGUUUGGGUAUACACAGAGUGCAAUAAGCAGAAUUUUUUCAAAAUGCUUACCUUUAUUGGCAAUGAAGAUGAAAGAGUUGAUCAUAUGGCCAACAACAAAAGAGAUAUUUAAAAAUUUGCCUAUUGCAUUCAGGGCCAGGUACUCUAAUGUUGUUUCUAUAAUUGAUUGCCUAGAAAUUCAGAUUGAAAAACCAUCCAAUGCAGUCCAUCAAUCAGUUAGUUGGUCACAAUAUAAAAAAUGUAACACAUUGAAAUAUUUAAUUUCUUGUACACCUGAUGGAUUGGUUAACUUUAUCUCUGUUGGAUACAGUGGCAGGGCAACGGACGUAAUGAUAGUGGAAGACUGUGGUUUCCUUGACUGUUUGCCACCUAAAACUGCAGUUAUGGCUGACAGAGGCUUUAAAGAAAUAUCACAUUUGCUAGAAAAAAAGCAAAGUACACUUAUACGACCUCCUUCUGUUUUCAAGUCUACUGCCAGUGCAAAAGAAGAUGUAAAACAGUCAAAAAGAAUAGCAGCAUUAAGGAUUCAUAUAGAACGAGUUAUAAAUAGAUUAAGGGAAUUUCACAUGUUACUGCCUCAUGCAUGUGUUGACCAUAGCUUAAUCCCUAUUAUAGAUGAAGUUAUAAUCAUAGCUUGUGGUUUGAUAUUCAGGAUGCAUUAUUCAGGUUUCAAUAUUCAGGAUGUUUUAAUAAAAAAAUAGAUUUAAUUAAUUUUGUUUUUAUUUGAUUUUGUCCUAUUUAAAUAACAAAGGAAAAAUUGCCUUACACCAAAAUAAAGUACAUUUUUCUAUCAAGUUUUCACAAAACUCCUUAUCAUAGUGUACUUCUAUUAUAUGUACUUUCUUUGAUUCUUCAAAAUCACUUUGUGCUACACAAAAUAGUGCUUUAGUUUUAUUGGAGAAAUGCAUCUGUAACUGAACCUGUGCCAUGAAUUUUACUGCUAUUGUGUUAUUUAGUGGUUUCUUAGGUUUACGCGAAUGUUAGACAUUGAAAUGAAACGAAUUUUACGG